Molecule: messenger RNA, 1691 nt
Organism: Phycodurus eques (leafy seadragon)
Lineage: Eukaryota; Metazoa; Chordata; Actinopteri; Syngnathiformes; Syngnathidae
Product: transmembrane O-methyltransferase homolog
Exons: 5
Coding region: 799-1569 (256 amino acids)
Biological process (GO): catecholamine catabolic process; developmental process; dopamine metabolic process
Molecular function (GO): catechol O-methyltransferase activity
Source: RefSeq, a predicted model, not a curated record
AACUGAGUCAAAAUAAAGCAAAGCGCAGGUGGCCAUUUAUUUUUUUUCCACAGCCAACUGUGUCUCUUGGUGAUUUCACGUAAUAAAAACGUUGGACGGUCUAGCGCGAGAUAACGACUUUAUACCGUGUAAAUAGUACAUUUAUCGUGUGGUGUUGCGAUAAAACGUACUUCGUAUUUCUUAAACUUCGGAGUCAACCGUUUCGUUGAACUAGCACCUUUUCCAUGCAUUUAAAAUGUUUCCUCCAAGCUGAUUGGAUCACCAUGGUCACCUGGUGUCUCGCAGCAUUUUAUUAGUUUAUUAUUUUUAUUAUUACUAAAGUAAUCAGAUUAAGUGGUAGCAGUAUAAUAUAUGUUGUAUCAAGUUCACAAUACAAAUUUAAAAAAAUAAUUUAACAAAUAAUAAAGCCUUUUCUGACCGCUGGCUGUCUCUCAACGCGUGAUCAAAGCAACUCUCGCUCUUAUUGGUGUGCCAGAAGCCAGGUGGGGCGGGGAUAGUAACAUAAAGGAAGCCACUGUUUACCUGUAAAUUGACUCAAAAGACCAAACCAUGCUCUUAUUGUGAAGUAGAACCGGAUUUACUGGGAUUGUAUAGCCUCUUUUUGGCUCUCUUCAUUCAGUCGUACUGACGGGACGCCGCCGUGUGCAAACUUCAAAAGAAUCAAUAACAAACAACAAAAAUCAAUCAUAACAUAAUUUCCUGAGUCAAAAUCAGCUGUUGCGUCUGUGCCUGGCAGGACACACGCCCACUCUGCAGCUUGUUUUUGGAGACUCGAAAACAUUUUGACGGUCCCGUCAAAUGUCUUCUUGGUUGAUGGCGGUGUCAUUGCCGCUGCUUCCCGCCGUCUUGCUGGUGUUGGGUCGCCAUCGCGUCCGAGUGGCCAAGUUCUGGCGUGGCGCGUUGGACAGGAUGCGGCGGCUGCUGCGGGGACGCGCCUGCGCCAAGAGCACGCACGCCUUCGUCUUCUCCCGCUGCAUCCACGGCGACGCCGGCAGCGUUCUGGAGACCUUUGACCUCUACGCGGAGACGCACGCCUCCGCCUCAGUCGGCCCGCAGAUUGGGGAGGCCUUGGAUAAGGUGGUGCGGCGCGUCCGGCCCUCUCGGGUGCUGGAACUGGGGACGCAUUGCGGCUACAGCUCAGUGCUCCUGCUGAGUCUGCUGCCCGCCGACGGCAGGCUGCUCACGGUGGAGCAGGACCCCGCGGUGGCCGAUCUCGGGGAGGAGAUCAUCCUGGUGGCGGGCUUCAAACCGUCUCAGUUCCAGGUGUUGACAGGCAGUUCAGGCAACACCAUCCCGACACUGCACCCUUUUAUGGAACCAGCUCCAGGGACCGGAAAUGCCUUCAACCUGGUGCUCAUGGACCACGAUCCCCAGCAGUACCUUGUGGACCUGCUGGCUCUGGAGCGAGAGGGUCUGCUCUGCCUCUCAGGCUGCUCCAUAGUUCUGAUCAUCAGGAACCAGCGAGACAAAAGUCUGGAAGAACUGAUCAGCGCAAGACCAGAUUGCUACAGCAUCAAGUCGCAGGUUCCUGGGAUGGUAGAGCUCUUCUACCAGAAGAACCGCACAUGACGAUGCUUCCCUUAGGAAACCAAAUAAAAAGGGAAUUCAAUUUUCUGCCAAAAAUGGAGAGAAUUGCCUACAAACCCCAAAUUUCAAUCAAGUUGCUACAUUGUGUAAAAUAAAGACUUCCA